Molecule: messenger RNA, 2304 nt
Organism: Stegodyphus dumicola
Lineage: Eukaryota; Metazoa; Arthropoda; Arachnida; Araneae; Eresidae
Product: medium-chain acyl-CoA ligase ACSF2, mitochondrial-like
Biological process (GO): fatty acid metabolic process
Molecular function (GO): medium-chain fatty acid-CoA ligase activity
Source: RefSeq, a predicted model, not a curated record
ACAUUUUAGGUCAUAAUGCAUUAUGAUUUAUUCACUCUGUUAAAGCAGUUUUCUUACUUUCAGUUAUUUUACAGCAGUUUAAUAUUGUUUUGGGGAGGUAUUAGUGAUGUACAAAGAAAGAUUAAGAAUAGUUAUUAUUUUAUGAGAGGAGAUUUACUUCUAUCAAGUUCUUCUAUUGGACAACUAGUAGAUGUAGCAGCUGAUGAGAGUGGUGAUCAUGUGGCAUUUAUUUCUUCUCACCAAAAAAUUUCAAAGUCAUUUUCACAAUUCAGGCAUGAGGUCAAUAAGUUUGCAUCUGGACUUAUUUCUCUUGGUUUACAAAAAGGUGAUAAAAUUGCAAUAUGCAGUCCAAAUUGCUAUGAAUGGCCUGUUGCUCAGUUUGCCACUGCUAAAGCUGGACUAAUUUUGGUUAAUAUAAAUCCAGCAUAUCAGGCAAAAGAAAUGGAGUAUUGCUUAAAAAAGAUGGAAUGCAAAGCCCUCAUAACAUGGGACAUAUUAAAAACUCAGAAUUUUUAUAAACUGUUAUGUGAAAUUGCACCUGAACUGCCUAAAAGUGCAGCUGGUAGACUUAAAAGUCAUAAUAUUCCAAGUUUAGAAACAGUUAUCAUGAUUUCUGAGGAUUCAAAAGAUGGAAUCCUCUUGUUCAGUGAUGUUAUGAAUGCUGGAAAUUCUGAUAGUGAUAAAGCAUUAGCAAACCUGGAAAAACUGAUACAAUUUGAUGAUCCUAUUAAUAUUCAGUUUACAUCUGGUACAACUGGCUUUCCAAAGGGAGCAACUCUCACGCAUCAUAACCUUAUCAAUAAUGCUAUAGUUUCUGGUAGAAGACUUGGUUACAAUCUCCUUAAACCAAUCAUCUGUUGCCAGGUUCCUCUUUUUCAUUGCUUUGGAAGUGUACUUGGUACACUGUGUUCUGUUAUAUUCCAGAGUACCUGCAUUUUUCCUUAUGCAGGCUUCAACCCUGAAGCAUCUUUGAAAGCAAUUGAAAAAUACAAAUGUACAACAGUAUAUGGAACACCGACGAUGUUUGUUGAUUUGUUAAAUAAUCACAGGUUAAUUAAGUCCUCCAUUUCAUCCCUAAAACAAGCUGUAAUUGGGGGAGCUGCAGCACCUGAAGCAUUAGUAAAGGAAGUUCAUGAAGUGCUUAAAGUGCCGUAUGUUAAUAUAGCAUAUGGUUCAACAGAGAACAGUCCUGUUGUUGCUAUGAAUGGAAUAAAUGAUGAUUUCCAAAAUGCUGUUGAUGGUGUAUUGCAACCACUGGAAUUUGUUGAGCUUAAAAUUAUUCAUGAUAACGGAUGUCUAGUGCCAAUCAAAAGUGAAGGAGAAUUGUGUGUAAGAGGCCAUGGAUUAUUUAUGGGUUAUUGGGGUGAUAAAGAAAAAACAGAAAAAGAGGGAAUUCAUACUGGUAAGGAUAUUUGCAUCAUGAAUGAAUAUGGAUAUGUCAAGAUUGUUGGGAGAAAGAAAGACAUUGUGAUUCGAGGUGGUGAAAAUCUGUAUCCUCAAGAAAUUGAAAAUUUUUUACACACACAUCCAGCGGUUCUUGAAACUCAUAUUGUUGGGGUACCUGAUAGCAGAAUGGGAGAAGAGCUGUGUGCUUGGAUUUCUGUUAAAAAUGGCAUGAAUAUCACUGAAGAGGACAUUAAAAAUUUUUGCAAAGGAAAGAUAAGCCAUUUUAAAAUUCCUCGCUACAUAAUGUUUGUGAAGGAUUUUCCAAAAACAACAUCAGGAAAGAUUAAAAAGUUUGAAAUGAAGGAAAUUUCUGUACAAAAGCUGAAAUUGUCAUGAAAGAAUCUACUUUUUUGCAUUUGAAUUUGAAUUUUCUGAUGUCUAAUUUCCAUCAGUGUGCUACCUCUUUUUUUAUGCUGUAAUACUCAAAGAUUUUAUCCUGCAAUUUACUGAUAUUUAAAUAUUUAAUACCUCCUGAUUAUUUUAGCAUAUUUUAUAAUAAAUAUUUUAUAUCUAAGGCCUUAUAAAUUUAAUCUAUGGAGGUGCUGAAUUUAUAAUUUAUUUUAAUAUUUUGUAUGACAUAGUAUUGAUUAAUGAAAAGCUACGUUUGUUUGAUAUAUUUUAUGACAAUGUUGCAUAUUUUAGAAGGUAGAAGAAUUAAUAUAUUGUAAAUAGUGUGAAAUUAUUAUCUGUUAACUAUUCAUACAUAAAAUGCUAUUUGUAAUAACAAUCUGCUAUUUGUAAAAUUAUUGUAAAAGGUAUUGAAUAUGCAAAACAUGCCCUUAAAAUGUUGUACAUUAGUAAUGACAUCAUGUAAAAAACAAAUGAUAACUGUGAUUAAUCAAAUUACUCUAAAGUAAA